AAUCAGAGCGUCGUUUCAAUUCCGCGCUGACGAAGAAGUGAUAAUCGGAACGAUUUGGUGCUGUAUUCGCACCUUUUGCACGUUGCAAGGGUCGUUUAAUUCGCAGGUGUAGCUUCAGAUCUGGAGUUUGAAAAGAAGAUUCUAUUCAAGAGAACAGACUUGUGCCUCGUCCUGAAACUCUGCGGAAAUCGCUGAAGCAGUCGGCCUCAGCCAAAGACAAUGGAAGGAGAAGUACACAUUGCCACCACAGAAGCAACAGAAAACCCACAACAACGCUUGCCAAAGACCUUGACAACCAUUCGAACAAGCCGACCGGUUCCCACCACCCAGGCAGCAUCAGAAACCAUUGUCGCUGUACAGGGAACCGAGCAAGGCCACCCAGAAAUGGAAGUCACCACGGAGAUCAUCGAAACGUUGUCCGAGGUGCUUCCGUCCGCACUGAGGAAAACAAACACGACGAUACCUGACGGCGGAAUUCCUUGUGAUACAAUCUUGGAGGUUUUUGACGUCAGCAACAAUGAGACGACAAUCUCCCAGAAUGAGGAGCAGGUCGCCGUGACGAUGGUUCAUACAUUAUCCCUCCCAACAUCCGCUGAGAACACCGAACCCCAAAAUGAGGCGGAAAGAAGGCAGUUCUUUUGGGAUAAGAUUCAAACAGUUCUCGGCAGCAGAAACUCAGACGUCCUUUUGGCUGAUAAAGUCCAGCGGAUUAAGAAGGUUUUACAGAAGGAAGGCAAAGAUGUGGACGAACCUUCAAGGUUUUUGUUUUACAUUCGACAGAGACAGUUUUCAUUGAAGGUUGCGCCAGAGCUGGGAUGGAACGAAGAAGUUGUUUGCGAGCCAACAAAGGAAGAGGAUGCCUCCGAUGAUUCGUUGCUAGGCAACUGGAGGCGAGUAGCAGCAGCGGAGGAAAUCUAUGACAUCAUCAAGGAAAUCCAUGAGAGAACAGUGCCUCAUAAAAACUACAGGAAUACCUACAAUGAAGUUGCAAAGACAUACGCCAGGAUCCCGCGCCACCUCUGUAAAGAGUUUGUGUUCUCCUGUCCAAGCUGUUUGUCAAAAAAGGACAAAAACAUCAUUGGUCUGAACGACGACGGGACGCCUAGAAGACCUCUCAAACGGAAGACGUUCUCUCCAGUAGUACCAGUCCGAAUCUCCAAAAUGAGCAAGUUUGGCAAAGUGAGUCUGGAAGACUUCAAGUUGAAGGGAUUGAUUGCAGCGCCAUUCACUCCUUUUGAAGAGAACGGAGAUUUGAAUACGAAGCUCAUUGGCAGUUAUGUCAACAGUUUGCUUCAAGACGGUGUGGACAGUGUGUUCGUUUUGGGCACAACUGCCGAAGGACCAUCGUUGACGAUGAAAGAGAGAAAAGCUGUGGCGUCUGAGUGGGUCAAAUGCGGAAAGGGAAAAUUAGAUAAUGUCGUCGUUCAAGUCGGGGCUGGAAACCUGAAAGAUACACAGGAAUUGGCGAUACAUGCAGCGGCCGUUGGCGUCUCAGCUAUUGCUGUCCUUCCACCUGUCUACUUCAAACCUCAAACACCAGAGCACCUCGUCAAUUACCUGAAGCAGGUGGGAGCAAUCGUACCUUCCACGCCUCUGUUCUAUUAUCACUACCCCAUGAAAACUGGAGUCAAUUUCACCAUGAUGGACAUCUUGAGGACAUUGGAGUCAGAUCCCAUCCCAAACUUCAAAGGGGCGAAGUUCGUGACCCCUGACCUGACCGACUUCAGCCUCAGCGUCAACGUGUCAAAGGACAAGUAUCAGAUGAUCUUCUCAUUGGAAGGGAUGAUGCUGCCCUCCAUGACGCUUGGUGGAACAGCAUUCGUAGGAAGCACUUUCAGUUUUGCAGGGAAGGUGUUCACCAGAUUGAUUGAUGCCUACAAUGCUGGCGAUUUGGAACGUGCCAGGGCUGAACAGUUCCGGAUGCACGCAUUCCUUGACGUCAUGAACAGAUAUGACAAGAUUUCUGGGUUAGGCACCCUGAAGUACGUCAUGUCCCUGGCGAGGUUUGAUGUUGGACCACCGAGGCCUCCACUCUCUCAGAUGUGUCCUGAAGACUUUGAGGCUCUGCGUAAAGACCUGACAGACAUUGGUUUCUUUGAUUGGAUCAACUGAUCUGCCAGUGGAUGAACUGAUCUGAUUGGAUCAACUGAUCGGCUAGUGGAUGAACUGGUCUGAAUUUGGAGCAACUACUUUACAGAUUGGUGGAUAACAGGCUUCUUUGAUUGGAUCAACUGAUCUGCUAGUGGAUGAACUGAUCUGAAUUUGGAGCAACUACUUUACAGAUUGGUGGAUAACAGGCUUUUUCGAUUAGAUCAACUGAUCUGCUAGUAGGUGAACUGAUCUGAAUUUCGAGCAAUUUACAGAUUGGUGGAUAACAGCCUUUUUUGAUUAGAUCAACUGAUCUGCCAGUAGAUGAACUGAUCUGAAUUUGGAGCAACAACUCUACAGAUUGGUGGAUAACAGGCUUUUUUUAUUAGAUCAACUGAUCUGCCAGUGGAUGGACUGAUCUGAAUUUCGAGCAAUUUACAGAUUGGUGGAUAACAGGCUUUUUUGAUUGGAUCAGCUGAUCUGCUAGUGGACGAACUGAUCUGAAUUUGGAGCAACUACUUUACAGAUUGGUGGAUAACAGGCUUUUUUUGAUUAGAUCAGCUGAUCUGCUAGUGGACAAACUGAUCUGAAUUUGGAGCAACUUCUAUACAGAUUGGUGGAUAACAGGCUUCUUUGAUUGGAUCAACUGAUCUGCCAGUGGAUGAACUGAUCUGAAUUUGGAGCAACUACUCUACAGAUUGGUGGAUAACGGGCUCCUUUGAUUGGAUCAACUGAUCUGCUAGUGGGUGAACUGAUCUGAAUUUCGAGCAACUACUUUACAGAUUGGUGGAUAACAGGCUUUUUUUGAUUAGAUCAACUGAUCUGCCAGUGGAUGGACUGAUCUGAGCGUGGAUCGACCAUGACUUAUUGGAGGAUCUGCUGACUGACAUGGGAUCUGUUGAUAUGAUCAGCUGAUCUUCCAGUGGAUGCCCUUACCGUCACUUACCUGAAGGUGAAUCAACUACAUUUAUACUUGCUGAUUGCCGUUCAGACAAGUUGGUCAAGUACUCGUGAUAUGUUCACAGUAGACUAAUCAAUUUAAAGGUAUAGUCCAUCAUUUGUAAUUUGUGCAUUUUGUUAGUUUGAAGCAACAACAGUGCUCAAAAUCUGAAGAAGGGUUCUGAACAACCAA
Patiria miniata (bat star) is the source of this 3220-nucleotide messenger RNA. RefSeq lists its product as uncharacterized. Gene Ontology annotation, molecular function: 4-hydroxy-tetrahydrodipicolinate synthase activity; N-acetylneuraminate lyase activity. Gene Ontology annotation, biological process: N-acetylneuraminate catabolic process. The coding region runs from base 220 to 2112 and encodes 630 amino acids. The record is from RefSeq and is a predicted model, not a curated record. Lineage: Eukaryota; Metazoa; Echinodermata; Asteroidea; Valvatida; Asterinidae. The transcript is spliced from 15 exons.